Loa loa (African eye worm) is the source of this 603-nucleotide messenger RNA. RefSeq lists its product as hypothetical. The coding region runs from base 1 to 603 and encodes 200 amino acids. Lineage: Eukaryota; Metazoa; Nematoda; Chromadorea; Rhabditida; Onchocercidae. Gene Ontology annotation, biological process: G protein-coupled receptor signaling pathway. The transcript is spliced from 4 exons. Gene Ontology annotation, cellular component: membrane. Gene Ontology annotation, molecular function: G protein-coupled receptor activity. The record is from RefSeq and is a predicted model, not a curated record.
AUGAAGAAGAAAUUUUAUAUUCCAGCAAUGAUCCUACCACCUUUACUUUAUUCAUUCACUUUGCUCAUAUUGGUUUAUAUUUAUAAUGGGAAUAGCGAUGACGAAGUAAUAUGUGGUGUAUCAGCGGUAUAUAUCGGUCGGUUAAGGCCGAUUUGGGGCAUUUCGUCAACUCUUAUUAAUUUAGCAACAAUUAUACUUUAUGUAAUACUGAGCCGAGUUGUAGUGAAGGCUAAAACAACAACUAGAAACUUCGAGCUGUUCCAAACAUUAAAGAUAAUCGUGGCAUUUAUUGGACUGGGGCAUUUAACAACAAUGGUAAUCUUUAUGUCCACAGUGUUCCUGGAUAUUCCUAGAAUGACAAAGUAUUAUGUGGCAUACUAUGGUGGAAUAUUUAUUAAUAUAAGCGUUUCAUGCAAUUGGUUAUUUUAUUAUUGGAGAAGUACGGAAUAUCGGAACGAAUUUAAAAGGCAACUCAAGAAACUUCCAUGCCUUAGGGAUGUUGUAGAUUUGCAACCGAAAUGUAUUGCACACAAAUCACUGGCCAUAAUUCAUCGGCAGAUUUCCACAAAAGUUGGUCCUAAGAAUCUUCCGAGUUUGUCCUGA